Molecule: messenger RNA, 5383 nt
Organism: Microstroma glucosiphilum
Lineage: Eukaryota; Fungi; Basidiomycota; Exobasidiomycetes; Microstromatales; Microstromataceae
Exons: 4
Coding region: 110-5383 (1757 amino acids)
Biological process (GO): transcription initiation at RNA polymerase II promoter
Cellular component (GO): transcription factor TFIID complex
Molecular function (GO): chromatin binding; metallopeptidase activity; zinc ion binding
Source: RefSeq, a predicted model, not a curated record
CUACCACUCCCACCUCACUUCCGCCUGUCCGCUCUGCCGCCGCCCACAAGCUGCUGCUCGCCUCACACCAUCUCGUCGUGUAGCCUGCCGGGUGGCUCACGUCUUGACGAUGUCUCGCACCGCUGGGGCCUCCGCCGGCAGCAGCGCCGAGAGAGGAUUUACGGUCAGCCAUCAGAAGGUCGCACUCGAGCUUGGCUUCGCCUCAUCUUCGUCGGCGGUAUUGGCAGGAUACACUGAGUUGACGAUCAUACCUACCGAUCGUCACCUGAAGACUGUAUUUCUGAACAGCAGGCAGUGUGCAAUCCACUCGGUGACAUGCGCUGGUCAAUCUGCCGACUUCACCGUCUUGGACUCUCUGACAGCAGUGACCAUAUCUGAUCAAAGGGAUGUCCACCUCUUUCCCGAGCUGAAACGGAAGCUUUAUGCUGCCGCUAGUGAUGGCCAGGGAGGCGAGCUAGCUAUCACUAUCCCAGCGUCAGUCCGUGUGGAGACGUCGCAAUCGACGUCUGUACCCGCUACGCCUGGCCCGGACAACGACGCUCCUACGCCUGGCGGACCGUCAGCAGCAGCGACGGCCUCCGGAGAAGCCAAUGCCAUCACAAUACGCAUCAAUUACAGCCUCUCGAAUCCGGCCGAUGCCAUUCAGCUGAUCCGGCCGACUGCUGAGGCUCCAUGGCGGCAGCUCCAUAUGUACACCAGCCCCACCUGCUCAGACUACGCGCGAUGCUGGGUCCCAUGCGUAGAUAGCUUGUGGGAGAGGAACACGUGGGAAUUUCAGUACGUGGUACCAAGGAGGCUAGCAGAAAGUCCGGUGGAUGAGGAUAGCCAUGCCGAAGAAAGCCAUGACUGCGUCGUCAUUUCCACAGGCGAUCUUGUUGAGCAGACCAUCCAUCCUCACAAUUCGCGCAAAGUGAUCUACAGUUUUAUUCAGGCUGCACCGACCUCAGCCCAGCAUGUCGGAUUUGCGGCAGGCUGCUUCAAAGCUCUUGAUCUAGCCGAAAAGGCUUCGACUGAUCGACCCGCGGACGCUGCUGGGGACACAGAAGAUUCGAGCGAGCUGCAAAUGGUCGCUUUCUGCUUGCCUGGCCGUGAGGAGGAGCUUCGCAAUUCGACAGCAGUAGCAAAACAAGCCAUGACCUACUUCAGUCGAGAUUUUGGUUCCUUCCCUUUCGCCAGCUUCAAGUUGGUCUUCAUUGAAGAUGCAGUAGUCGACGUGCACAACACUUCGACCUUGUCAAUCUUCUCGGCCGAUUUGCUCCACCCUCCUUCGGUCAUCGAUCAGGCGCUAGAGACGAGGCAAAUCAUUGCCCAUUCGCUGGCUGUACAAUGGGUGGGGAUCAACAUCAUCCAAAAGACCUGGUCCGACACCUGGCUCAUCAACGGACUCAGUCUGUACGUCUCGGGACUCUUCUGGCGACGCUUGAUGGGAAACAAUGAGUACCGCUUUCGACUCAGGAAAGACUGUGACAGAGUCUGCGCUUGGGAUAUAGGUAUGCCUCCGAUCGGCCAACUGGGCUCGCAAGAGCCGCCAGACGCUGCCACACUACCCUUUAUCAACCUCAAGGCUCCUCUCGUACUCCACAUCCUCGAUCGAAGGCUCUGCAAAGCGGGAGCCUCUCUAGGUCUAGGACGUGUCAUCCCACGGGUGCUCUUGCAGGCUAUCACCGGUGAGCUACCGAACAAUACUCUCAGCACGUCCAGCUUCUUGCGAACCUGCAGAAAGGUCAGCGGUGUCGAUCUCCGCAAGUUCACUGAGCAGUGGAUCUAUGGCAGUGGCUGUCCGCGCUUCUUCGUGAGCUCAAAUUUCAAUCGGAAGAAGCUCACGAUUGAGAUCCACGUCAGACAAGAGUCGCCGGCCGCUCAAUUCGCCGAGUAUAGACCAGAGCAAGCCGUCGGUUCCAAUCCCAUCAAGCUCUUCGAAGGCCAAAUGACUAUCCGUAUUCAUGAAGCUGACGGUCGCCCCUAUGAGCAUGUUCUCGAUCUCAAGUCCUUUCAAAAGCGAUACGAUGUGCCUUUCAAUACAAAGUACAAGAGAGUGCGUCGUAAUACGAAGCGCUUUCAAGCUAGGCAAGCCGCUGCAGCUGCUGCCGCAGAGGGUGACCAAGACGCUGCCGAGGCUAUUGGUAUGAUCGACCUCGGCUUCAGUCUGGCCAUGUGGGAAGACGAGGAGCAACGAGUAAGAUGGAAAGUCGCUGAUUGGACAGAGGAGGAGGAAGACGUCAUGUCUCAAGCUGCUUAUGAGUGGAUCCGGAUGGACGCUGACUUCGAGUGGAUCGCGUCCAUCCAUGUCGAUCAGCCCGACUACAUGUGGGUCUCUCAAUUACAGCGAGAUCGUGAUGUUGUCGCUCAGCUUCAGGCUGUUGAGGCUUUGGCAAACCUGCCUAAUGCCUUGUCCAGCUCGAUGCUGACGAGGACAGUUCUGGUGUCGAAGUACUUCUUUCGCAUUCGUACUGAAGCUGCUCAAGCUCUCGUCAAUUGUGCUAUCCCUCAUCUCGAAUAUCUCGGCCUUUUCCAUCUGCUCAUGCUCUUCAAGACGAGCUACUGCUUCGACACUGAGGAUCAAGCUACAGGUCGUACUGGCGAUAUGCUCGAUAUGUCGUGCAUCCCAAAGGCCAACGACUUCACCGAUCCUGCAGACUAUUUCAUCAGACGAGCUCUCAUCCAAGCGAUCAGUAGAGUCAGAAACGAGCGAGGUAGGACUCUGCCACACGUCAAGCGCUUCCUGCUCAAUCUGAUCAGGUACAAUGACAACUCUACGAACCGAUACAUUGACGACUACUACCUAGCAACUCUUCUGAGCGCUCUAGCCACAGCAUUCGUUCCGAUCGACAGCUCCACAUAUGGAGGCUACGUUCCGGCCAACGAAGAUCCGGAUGCGUCAGACGAUGUUGUCCUUAUGCAGCAUGCCUUGGGCGAGAUCAGUCGGUUGCAAGAGCUGGACAAGCUUGUGCCCUCGUACCACAACGUCAUCACACUAGCUUGCCUUGAUUGGCAGGCGGCGAUGGUUCUUUCUCAUCAGCUUCCACUCGAUCUGCGACUCUUCCUUGCUUACACUCAGCAAGGAACGUUCACACCAGUGCGUACCUCAGCCUUCAACUAUCUGCUUCUGCUCAGCGGUCUGAAGCACAGGAUUGUCGUGCGCUACCUCUUCAGCGUUCUCCGGAGUGAUGAGAAUCGUCUGGUCAAGAGAGACUUGGCAAAAGGCAUCUGCGAGGCUUUGGCCAUUGCGAUAGCUACAGGCGACGCGCCCGGUGCUCGUCAAGACCCGGUGCUGCUAGAAGAGGAUGGCGGCGGCCAUCGCAAAGACCCCGGGGCCGCGGACAGGGCGAGGGACAAGGAGAUGGAAUUGACCUUGCGUGCACUGAGAAGAGAGGUCGGUCGCUCAGCUGCGGUCCGAGAAGGCUUUUUGGGAGCUCUCUUGGCACCAGGCGUCGACUCAGAGGCGCGUUGGGCUCUCAUCAAACUGGCAGAACUUCUCUUCAAGCCGAAAGAAGAGACCGAUCUACCUCUCGAGGCUCGCCUUGUCGUGGCGCGCGCCCGUGUGCCCGUAACGCCCUCUGUAUCUCGUCAGCAGCUGUUGCCUGAGGCAGAUCCUCUCGAAGCGGCGACCAGCUCCAAAGUCAAGGUUGGGGACGAGCAGCUCGUUACCCAACCCGCAGCUCGGGUAGCAUUCCAAGAUGAUGUACAAGAGCCCGCAGCUAGCUCAACCCGACCCACACUCAAGCUGAAGAAAGCCAAACCCUUGCCACAAGCACAGACGGGCGGAAUGACCGCCACAGACGUCACAGCAUGCCGCAAUGCCCUCAAGAAGCUCUAUUCCAGCAAGCAUUCCUUCCUCUUCAUCAACCCUGUUGAUCCCGUACGAGAUUCCGCUCCGAACUACCACCAAAUCAUCAAAGAGCCUAUGGAUUUGAGCACAAUGAGCAAUAAGCUCGAGGAAGGCUUAUAUUCAGAUCGAUUUGCAUUCGAGAAAGACUUCAACCUCUUGGUCGCCAACGCUAAGACGUAUACGCCUGACCCCAUGGCAUUCGUGCACAAGGAAGCGGAGGCUCUAGGCAAAGCCUUCCAAACCCUGUGGGCCAAGACAAACAAGACUCUCGAGCAGGCCGCGGCUAAACAGGCCGCUCUUGCAUCUAUCAACAAUGCUGCGCCUGGCAUUCCCAUCGAGUCUGUACCUGCUGUGCCGGUUGCACCCGUCUCUGGACCAAUGGCGCCACCUCCUCUCCCUGUACGUGCACCCACGAGGCCCGCUCCAGCUCCGGCUUCGCCUGCGACUGCUUCUCCGCAAAGUUCCUCGUGUCCGGCUCGGCCUCUGGGAUUGAAGCUAAAACUAAAGUCGAAAGCUUCUGUCGAUGUGAACGGCGACGGUGCAAAUUCGCCGGCAGGUUCACCAGCUGUGGGCGGCAGCGAGCCUCAGCGAACCAAUGCGGCCCCUGAAGCUCCUCGCAUCGCUGCCCCAAAGCUUAAGGUCAAAAGCAAGAGUGCUACACCUCGUGCUGGCUCUGCCGGGUCUCCCGCACCGCCUGCUCCGGAGGUGGCACCUGUCGAGCCUGCCUACGGCAACUUUGCUCCGCCGCCUAUUGCUCCUGGUGAAGAUCCCGUCAAGAUGGGCAAAGGAGAGCCGAUCCACUCUAAGCAGUGCAAGAUACUGUUGCAGAACCUCAAGAAAGUCCCAGAGGCGGUCCUCUUCCUGAAUCCGGUCGACGAGGCGUAUGCACCUGGCUACUUCUCUGUUGUCCAUCACCCCAUGGAUCUGGAGACGAUGGAGACGAAGCUGAACAGCAAUCAGUAUGCCACAAUGGACCAAUUCGCCUCUGACAUGGUGCAGAUCUUUGACAAUGCCUACAUCUACGCCGAUGUCACAGCUGUGCAGUACGCCGAGGCAGUGCGCGCCGCCUUCAAGAAGGAGUGGCCUAAAGCCCUUGUGCGUCGGCUGGAGUACAAUGAUCGAAGAGCGCUGCAGAGUAUGAUCAGCCGGAUCAAGAGCAGUCAAUUGGGUGGGCUGUUCACGCAGCCGGUAGAGGAGAUCGUCAAGGCUCUGCCGCACUACUUUGAUGUGAUCCCACAGGAAAAGGCGAGGGAUCUGGGAAUGAUUGGGGAUAAGCUCAAGAAUGACGGCUAUGGACGGGCAUCGGAUCUGGAGGCGGAUGUUAGACUGAUGAUCAACAACGCCAAGACGUUCAACGCGUCCAACGAGGCCAUCCUCGCCCUCGUGGACAGCUUCGAGCAUUUCUUCAACAAGGAAUGGAAAUCCACACUCGCUUCCCUCUCCAGUGCUGCUGCCAACGGUAGCAAUGGCAGCGGCGGAGUGGGAGGACAGAAGAAGAGGAAGGAUGAAGAGGGAAAGAACAAAGAGGGCGGGAGCAAGAAGUUGAAGGCCUGA